AUGAGUGCUGCUGGAUUCAAUUAUACAGGCAACGGGGACACGGUCCGCUGUGAUACUUGUGAACUAGAAGUAUACGGGUGGACAUUGGAUAUGAAGCCAUUUACUAUUCAUGCACAACGCAGCCCCAAAUGUGCAUUUGUUCGCUCUAUGGUGCCCGAAGGAAUAACACCUGUCUCCUCAACGAUAAAUCUUCUUGCAACAACUUCAGUGUUAAUGAAUGAUGAACAGCCAUCUAAACGUCACAAAACCGAAACAAUACAAGUAAUUAGUCAGUCAUAUAGACUUAUCGAAAUUGACAUACUUAAACAAAUACGAAAACGAACAUUUUCUCAUUGGCCACAUCGAACAUCACCUUCAAGCGCUCAAAUGAUCGAAGCUGGGUUCUUCCACUGUAAUGUUGGAGACCGUGUCAUUUGUUUGUACUGCAAUGUCAUUUGUCAACAAUGGACACCGCAUACCGAUGACCCAUGUGAAAUACACAAAACGCUUUCUCCUACUUGUCCGUAUGUUAUUGCAAUGCUACAGCGCCCGGAUAUAUCAUCAAUUCGUAUUGUUAAUGAACAACUCACGAGGGAUAACUCCAUAGUGACGCCAAAUAACGAUACAUUUAGGAGUAAUGAAAUUGUUUAUACCGCUGCAUGUCAUACAAAUUAUAUUGAAAUUCCUAGACGUCACGCUUCUUUUGCUACAUGGUCAAGCGAAAACUUACCAUCUGCUGAUGAUCUAGUGAGAGCAGGCUUCUUUUAUACAGGUAGCAAAACUAUUGUGACAUGCUUCUAUUGCAAUGGAUCAUUGCAGAACUGGGGAGCUAACGAUAAUCCCAUGAUUGAACAUGCUCGAUGGUUUCCACAUUGCGCAUAUGCUAAACAGUUGUGCGGUGCAGACCUAUAUCGAAAAAUUCAAGAAUCGAAAAGAGCUCAACAAGGUUUACCGUCUUUUUUGUUCAACUCAAUCAAUAGUUACUGA
Molecule: messenger RNA, 966 nt
Organism: Rotaria sp. Silwood2
Lineage: Eukaryota; Metazoa; Rotifera; Eurotatoria; Philodinida; Philodinidae
Source: the annotation of a GenBank genome assembly